Messenger RNA from Cavia porcellus (domestic guinea pig), 1655 nucleotides. RefSeq names its product enoyl-CoA hydratase domain containing 3 (gene Echdc3). The record is from RefSeq and is a predicted model, not a curated record. Bases 225 to 1127 code for a protein of 300 amino acids. Gene Ontology annotation, molecular function: hydro-lyase activity. Gene Ontology annotation, cellular component: mitochondrion. The transcript has 5 exons. NCBI's taxonomy places the organism in Eukaryota, Metazoa, Chordata, Mammalia, Rodentia, Caviidae.
GAGAACUGGGAGGGCAGCUGGGGUGGAGCCGGUGCUGUGGGGCCCGCGCUGCAAGGAAUCUGGCCUGGAGCGGACUCCGCGGGGCCUGGGCGCACUGUGACUUCUGCAUUUGGGUCUCGCGGUCACCAUCCGGCUCGCCCCGCACCGGCGCCUUCCGAGCUCCCGGAGCCCGCGGCCGGGCGGAGCCAGGCAGCGUCCGGCCUGACCCGCGGGCUUCUGCGGCCAUGGCCACUUUCGCGGGCCUGCGGGCCUUGGCGGCGAAGGGGUCCGGCCGGAUUGUGCGCAGCCGCUGGUCUCCGCUCCCCGUCGGCUUUUGCAGCCGGGGUCCGGAGGUCUCCGGGGGACCCGGGUCCGAGUCGCGCCCCACCAGCACGCGGCAGCUGGACGGCAUCAGAACCAUUGUCUUGAGCAAUCCAAAGAAGAGGAAUGCAUUGUCACUUGAAAUGCUCAAGUGUCUCCAAAAUGAUAUUCUUCAUGAAGCCGAAAGCAAAGAUCUGAAAGUUAUUAUCAUUUCAGCUGAGGGUCCCGUGUUUUCUUCUGGACAUGAUUUAAAAGAACUAACAGAAGAGCAAGGUCGGGAUUAUCACACUGAAGUAUUUCAAACCUGUUCUGAGGUCAUGAUGCUGAUCCGGAACCACCCUGUCCCCAUCAUUGCUAUGGUCAAUGGCUUGGCCACAGCUGCUGGUUGUCAGCUGGUUGCAAGCUGUGACAUCGCAGUGGCAAGUGACAAGUCCUCUUUUGCCACUCCCGGAGUAGACGUUGGACUCUUCUGCUCCACCCCUGGGGUAGCCCUGGGGAGAGCAGUGCCCAGAAAGGUUGCCCUGAAGAUGCUUUUCACUGGGGAGCCCAUUUCUGCCCAGGAGGCCAUGCUCCAUGGGCUGCUCAGCAAAGUGGUGCCGGAGGAGCAGCUGGAAGAGGAGACUAUGAAAAUAGCAAAGAAGAUCGCCUCUUUAAGCCGCCCUGUGGUGUCCUUGGGCAAGGCCGCCUUCUAUAAGCAGCUGUCCCAGGACCUUAGAACAGCCUACAGCCUAACCUCCCAUGUCAUGGUGGACAACCUGGCAUUGCAGGAUGGGCAGGAGGGAAUCGAGGCUUUCAUACAGAAGAGAAAACCCAUCUGGUCACACUGAGCCAGCAGUAACAGAGGAGCAAAGGAUGCCUGAGCACUCAAGAAGCACCCUCUGGCCUCACUCUGACCCCGCCCCCACCACUGCUAUCUCCCAGUUGUAGCAGAAGACAGCUGUGCUUUUAAAGUGCUGCUAGUAGUUUCACAGCAUGCGGUCUGCAUUAACAGCUGUGAUUCCAUGGGAAAGGAUAAGAGGACUGAAAAUGAAGAGCUAAUUCAGUGACAGGUCAGGAAGCACCCAUGAUGGGCCAGCUGUGGCAGAAACCCUGGCAUCUGACUUACUCCUUCAUAGCACCCUAAGUGAUGGACCUCUUGUAUAAGGUGACAAUCAAGUGAGGCACAAGGGAAGGUUGGCAGCCUCUUAUCAGCAAUGUCCUCAAAGGCAGAGUCAAUUCUCAUAGCUCAUGACAGAUGAAAUAUUUCAAAUCUCCGUGGGAUGUUCACUGAAAAUCUUGAUUUUACCUGGAAAUAAUGAUGCCUGUGUCUUUGGAAUAAUCUUACAUGAUUUAAAUAAAUUAAACAUGUAUAGAGA